This is a messenger RNA of Drosophila persimilis, 1458 nucleotides long. RefSeq lists its product as uncharacterized. The transcript is spliced from 10 exons. Gene Ontology annotation, biological process: sodium ion transmembrane transport. Bases 1 to 1458 code for a protein of 485 amino acids. The record is from RefSeq and is a predicted model, not a curated record. NCBI's taxonomy places the organism in Eukaryota, Metazoa, Arthropoda, Insecta, Diptera, Drosophilidae. Gene Ontology annotation, cellular component: membrane. Gene Ontology annotation, molecular function: ligand-gated sodium channel activity.
AUGAUACAAAAGUCCUACAGUUAUUGGAGAUGGCCGAAAGCAAUAGUAAACUAUAUUAAGGUAUACUUUCAAAAGUGUUGCAUACAUGGAUUCAAAUAUGUUGUCGAAAAAAUGUUUACUUUUCUGGAGAGAUUCCUGUGGCUUAUUUUGUUGGUGGUUUCUAUAUAUUUCUGUAUUGUGGUCUGCCUAUCUUCUAUCGAUCGAUACUACACCAAGAGUACACACAUCGGAUUAGAACGAAACUACCACUUUUGGAAUACUACGAUACCAAGUUUAACAGUAUGCCCAAUGCAACGAAUUAACGAAAGUUUAUUCAGUGACUACUGUCGGAAAAAUGGCAUUAAAGGACAAUACAAAGAGGAAUUUUGGGGAUUCAUUGAAAAUUUGGCAAAUUCUACAUACAAAAAUUUUCAAAACAUUCCGGAAAGCGAGUAUAUAGACAAAUUACUUAAUGUUCUCGGUAUUAAACCAGCUUUAUACAUGGAGCUAAUUUAUAAUCUUACCUAUGAUAGCUCUUAUGAGCCUGUGGAAAAGCAACGAACCCGUAGUAUCGAUGGACAGAUUAAUAUUCAUGUACGACAAGUUCUCACGGAAUACGGCUUGUGCUACUUAGGUAACUCAAAGCUGGGGGAAGAGUACAGCUCGCGUUACUUGAUAUUUGGAGUUUAUCCUGAAGUUAACAAAUAUGAACAAAGCCGAAGAUUACUAAAAGCGCAGAUCGGCUCGUUUUUUGAAAAGGAUGUUGGAUUCACUUUAUUGGGCUUUAGUAGCGAAGCUAUAGAUAGCUAUAUUCAUUCAGCUUUUGAGGUAAUGAAAGUAGAUAAUAAUUUUGGGUACACUGAAGAAGGUGUUGUUUAUGAUCCCGAAAGCGAAGAGAUAAUUGCUGAGGAAAACCUUGAGAAAGAAGCUACCAUUGGACAAAGAAAAUGUCGUUUCUAUCACGAAUCCAAUCUGACCCAUUUUCCAUUCUAUACUAGAAAUAUUUGUCAACAAGAGUGUCGAAUUAAUCUUGCUUACAAAAUUUGUAAAUGUAUUCCUCACUUUUAUCCAAACCGUAUUGCAGAACCUAAGCCGGUGUGUAAUUAUAAAAUUCUUAAAUCGUGUUUCCCAAAACAUGCAAAUUUUUUUCUUAAACUGUACGAAGAAAAUGGUUUCCAUGAUAAGCCAGCGACAUGCCACUGUGAACAGAACUGCCUUGAUGCAGUAGUUACAACAAAAAGUGCUCUGCCCAUGAUAGGAUCGAAACAGCUACUCGGAAGUAUAGGAAGUGCUAUUUCUAUGAAAACUUGGCCCCAGAAUAGGCUUAAGCGACAAGUCAUAUUUUCCUUUACCGAUCUCUUAGUUUCCAUUGGCGGAACUGCAGGACUGUUUCUCGGAUUCAGUGUUUUGGGCUUAGCUGAGCUUUUUUACUUUUUUACAAUCCGAUUAGUUUGGCAAAUACUUGGCUAUACAAUCUAA